Triticum turgidum subsp. durum (durum wheat) is the source of this 1320-nucleotide messenger RNA. The record is from the annotation of a GenBank genome assembly. NCBI's taxonomy places the organism in Eukaryota, Viridiplantae, Streptophyta, Magnoliopsida, Poales, Poaceae.
AUGGGUGUGGUGGGUCAGCAGGAGGUGGAGGUGCUGGAGUCGUGCAUGGUGAAGCCGAGCGUGGAGACGCCUAGCCAUGGCCUCUGGCUCUCCCAACUCGACCUCAAAAUGGUCAACAGAGGCCACACGCCGAACGUAUACUUCUACACUCCCCACUCCGGCGCCGUCGGCAACUUCUUCGACGUGGCCAGGCUGAAGGCGGCGAUGGCCAAGGCUCUCGUGCCCUUCUACCCUCUCGCCGGCCGUCUGGGCGUGGACGACGAGGGCCAGCCGGAGAUCGACUGCGCCGGCCAGGGCGUGCUCUUCGUCGUCGCUCGCUCGGACCUCACCGUGGACGGCUUCGUCGACUUCCAGCCGUCGCCGGAACUAAGGAGGCUCUUUGUUCCCCGCGUUGAGGACUCGCCGUCCAUCAUGUGCGCCAUCCAGGUGACCUUCAUGGGAUGCGGCGGGGUGGCCUUGGGGACGGCGCUGCACCACGUUGCCAUCGACGCCGUGAGCGCUGUCCACUUCUUCCAGACGUGGUCCGGCUUCUGCAGGGACGGCGACGCGGCGGCGGCGGUGCUGGAGCUCCCAUGCCACGACCGCACCCUCCUCCGCGCGCGCUCCCCACCCGUCGUCCACCCCGACGCCCUCACCGUGUUCUCCUGUCCGAAGCUGAGCCUAGCAGUAUCUGCCGAGCCGUCGGGGGCCGUCGUCAACAAGAUCUUCGUCCUCUCCAAGGACCAGGUUGCCGCCCUCAAGCGCGCCUGCACCGGCGGCGGCGACGGCGGCCGCGUGAGCACGUUCUGCGCCGUGAGCGCCCACGUGUGGAGGUCCAUGUGCACCGCCCGCCGGCUGCCGACGGACGCGAGGACGCGCCUCACCUUCCCGGCGAACAUCCGGGGCGCCCUUCGGCCGCCGCUCCCCGCCCGCUACUUCGGGAACGGGAUCAUCGUCCUGGGCGCCGCUGGCAGAGUGCGGGACAUCGAGUCGGAGGAGCUGGGCUCCGUCGCCCACCGGAUCAGUGGCGCGGUCGGCAGGAUGGACGACGAGCUGGUGCGUUCGGCGAUCGACUACUUGGAGAUAAACGGCAAGAGCAAGCAGCCCCCGAGCAGCAUGCCGGAGACGGAGCUGAGGGUGGUGAGCUGGCUGGGCAUGCCGGUAUACGACGUGGAUUUCGGGUGGGGGAAGCCCCUGGUGAUGCACCGCGCCGUGCAGCAGCGCGCCGGGAUGGUCUACCUCAUGGACGGCGUCAGCGGGAGCGGCGGCGUGCGCAUCCUCGUGUCUACGGAGGCUGUGAUUCUCAACGACUUCCAGCGCCUGCUAUAUGCCAACUUCUAG